UACGGGUGGAAUGGGAGAGGGAGAAGGGAGGACGUCGGGAGUUGCAGGAGGAAGAGAAUUCACCCAGCCAACCAGCGACGCUCGCGGUAAACAUCCACCCGGGCCUCCGAGCCGCUGCUUUUCCUCGCCCCCCUCUCGGUCGCGCCCCUUCCAUUGUACUCAGCACCAGGGGGGUGUAGCGAGGCCUGGAUGCGCUGCAUGGCGACUCUGCCCUGCGCUGGCUGGGGUUACUGCGCUGUUGCACUCGCUCUGGGUAUCACUCAACACGACGCGGUGACUGCCCAAUCCGGGCCAAACAUUACCCAUCCAACCAAUCACAUGACCCCUUAUGACCCAGCCCCACUCUUCAUACUCUCCCCCUCCCACCUGCUUCCCUCUCCUACCCUCUGCCAGCCCUACGCUGCACCUCUCGUCCUGCGAAUACCCCAGCGAUGCAUGCACAGGCGGGGCAGUCGCAAGAGACGGAGCGCCGUCUUGUUCCGAACCUUUUGGGUUGCCAAAUAAACAUCGGUCCGGCCGAACUCCGCGUUUUCCCGACGCGGCCGUACUUCGGGCGUAACACGGCGGUAUCAGAUCGAGGCUUUGUUUGGUUCGCAGCGUUGUUUUCGAGAGGGGACAAGUUGGACAUCUGUUGCGAUGUGGCAUGCACAUGAUUCUCGACUAGCCAACAA
Molecule: messenger RNA, 671 nt
Organism: Cryptococcus amylolentus CBS 6039
Lineage: Eukaryota; Fungi; Basidiomycota; Tremellomycetes; Tremellales; Cryptococcaceae
Exons: 1
Coding region: 190-504 (104 amino acids)
Source: RefSeq, a predicted model, not a curated record